Molecule: messenger RNA, 1545 nt
Organism: Aspergillus melleus
Lineage: Eukaryota; Fungi; Ascomycota; Eurotiomycetes; Eurotiales; Aspergillaceae
Exons: 3
Coding region: 1-1545 (514 amino acids)
Molecular function (GO): metal ion binding
Source: RefSeq, a predicted model, not a curated record
AUGGCUUCUUCCAUUCGUCCCCAGUUUUUUUGCACCCGCCCAAAUGGCACUCUUACCCCGCUGAUCGCUCUCGACGAGUUGCCUCCUCAUGUCUCGAUCCGCGGGGCUCCUCGUACUUUGUCUCCUAAUGAGACUCAAGGAAUGACAAGUUUGGGAACCGUCAGCCCCAGAGCUCAGUCUUACAUUGUUGAGGGUGUGCCCCAAGCUCCGACCCGUGCCGCCUCGGCCAACGCGAACGGUCACCGUUCCAGAGACUUUGACAUGCAGGCCGCGCUCGCGCGACUCGCUUCUGACGAGACCAUCCCCCUGACCCAGCGUCUAGCUGUGAACACUAUGCUCCAGCAGGGUACUCCCCCGAGCUGGUCCGCGGGUAGCAACUGGUUGGUACCUGGCGGCAGUGGUGGCUCGGGUGGCGGUGGUUCGAGACAGAGCAAUCCUUUGACCAAGAAAGAGUUCUGCUCUUAUUGGAUUCGGCACGGUGAAUGCGACUAUCAGCAACAGGGAUGCCUUUACAAGCAUGAAAUGCCUAGGGACUUACCUACCUUGGAGAAACUUGGCCUGCGUGAUAUUCCCCGUUGGUUUCGCGAGAAGUACAACAUCCCGAGCCUGGUUCCAAGCGGGCAUGGUCAUCCACGCGCUCAAGGUGGCCAUGGACACCACUGGAAAGAGGAUUUGCCAGACCGCACCGGAACGAAGACAAUCCAAUACCUGCCACCUUUGGAUCCGAACGGAACGGUCGAUAAUUCCGAUGCGGAGAAAGGGCCCAAGCAGAAGAGUCCGGGCUAUGUCGCUUCGCAGCAAAGCCCGACGGUGAUUCCAAGUGCUUCACGCUCUACUUUCUCGGCCUGCAACUCUCCCAAAGUCCCAGAUCACCACAGACAGGCGGGCAAGUACGGUCCUCAGUUUGGCCCAGGCGCGAAAAGGCACGACCUCUUUCCUUUUGAUCCUCUGCCGGAAUAUCCGUCUCUGAACGCCAUGGGACCUGGUAUUGGCGCGUUGAAUCAUCCUACUGCUCGAGAUGACGCAGAGGCUCUCGACAGAGCGCAGCAUGAGGAGUUCUUCCACAAAAUGGCUCUCAUGCCCAACGCCGAAUACUUGCGCAAUCCUUUUGAUAUGUCUCCCGGUCAGAGCCGUUCAAGGAAGGCCCAGAAGUCUCGCCGCCUGUAUCAGCCUCGACCUCAAGCUACCGGAAUCGAGGCUAGAUUUGACGCUCCGGACCAUGAAACUUACAAGAGUAUAAACUCCCCAGUCGCUGCGGGCCCAAGUGUCGGUCCCUCCAUCUCUAAAGACGGUGUCAGCUCUCAGUUCGCAACCCCUCUCACCAGUCCUAUCGCGGAGGCUCCCAGUCGUGAUGUCUCGCCAUCUGCGCACUCCGGCUCCUCUCAUGCAUCCGAGGUCAGCCCCGGGGUUAUUCAGCCCCAGACCAACGACCAAGACCGCAGUUCCAUGCCAAGCCCUAUUGGAAGCAAGAGAGCUCAGCAGAAGAAGCCCAUGGGACCAUCCAGCGAUUUCUUCAAGCUCAACUCGAGGGGACAUGAAAAGUAA